Molecule: messenger RNA, 2733 nt
Organism: Nothoprocta perdicaria
Lineage: Eukaryota; Metazoa; Chordata; Aves; Tinamiformes; Tinamidae
Gene: RBM43
Product: RNA binding motif protein 43
Exons: 4
Coding region: 474-1571 (365 amino acids)
Molecular function (GO): RNA binding
Source: RefSeq, a predicted model, not a curated record
AAAAAAUAACCUCAAGUACAGGCGCUCAGAAGUUAGUGACAGUUUGUUCCCACAAAUGCUUCUAUGCAGACAUACUAAAUUAUUCACUUUCUUCCAAAAAGUCAAUGAACUGUUACAAAAUUUACUUACUGUUCAGUAUUUUUGCCAUGAUAUUCCCAUGGAAAUAUUACUGUUUACUUUUGUGUUGUAAGACUGGAAGGAAAAUAGACUUUUCUUUAUAAGAAAUAGAUGAAAAUCCCAUUUAGGAUGGGCUUCAUGUUUGCAGCAUUGGGAGGUUUGGUUCUGAGGAAAACCAUGUCUGUAUUUAGCUAUUUUAUGCACAGCAGAUCUCAGAUGGCCGGGAUUAUGUUCUGCCAAUUUAACAAGGUUAUGCGUUUAAUAAGUGGAAAGGCAUAAGUCAGAGCACAACACUGGAUCCCAGCCCUCAUGAAUUUAACAAGGAAGGACUCUGAAUUUGACCCCGCCAUUCCAAAAUGACAACCUUUAUUCCAACGAACAUGCAAGGCUCCGGACGGGCUGCGAGAUCCGCACGGACAGUCAUCGUCUCCGGUGUCCCGGCCGGCCUGCUGAGCAAAGAUGUCGUGGCCGACAUACUGCACAUGCAUUUCCAGAAGCGCAAGAACAACGGUGGGGAUGUGGAACAAGUAGUGUAUCCCACAGUGGAAAAAGGAGUCGCACGUAUAACUUUUGAGGAUCCAGAAGAUGUAGAGAACGUUCUAAAGAAGGACGAACAUCAACUAAAAGACAAGAGGCUGCCUGGCUGCUAUCCUCUGAAAGUCACCCGCUACUGUGGAGCUGUUUUCAACUGUGUGUUCUCUCUCCUCAAUAUGUCUGUUUUCAAAGAUGAGUUUGAUUUAGAAGAUCUGAUACAAGAACUUAAAAAGAACAUCCCGGCUUUGAGUUUUGGUCGCUUGCAGUCUGAUGGCCAUAUUUCUGUCGAAGGGCCGUUUCCAGCAAUCAAACUGCUAAAAGACUUUCUCUUGUUAAAAGCAAAAUCCCUUUCAGAGAAGGACAAAAGAGAACAAAAUAAGUCCCAUCAGAGACCGAAGAGGAGUCUCCGGCAGCAAAGACUUUCCAUGGAGACAAGUAAUUCAAUUCCUGAUGCAGAUGGAGGAAAACAGGUGCUGAUUCUUGACACCGAUAUAUAUCACUACAUGAAACACUUUUUUUUCAAGAAACUACUAGUAAAUUAUGAUGUUGUAAUUUCUGACGAUAUUGAGGGUGAAAUAACUACAUUAUAUAUUAGGAAUGCCAGAAGUAGGUCUGGCACUGAACAGGUUUUAAGAGUCAAAGAGGAAAUUGAAAAUGAGUCUGUGAAACUUCAUAACAGUUUACGUAAAGAAAGGAUCUGUUUUGAGGGGUACAUGGGAGAUGAAAAGCAGAAAUAUAAACAGGCGUGUGAAACUGUAAAAUCCCAUUACCCAGCUGUUUUGGUUAUCCCUUAUGAUACUCACAUUGAUAUUAUAGGAAAUUCUUCUUUGACUUUCAAAUUCACAAGGGAAGUAAGGAGAAAGAUUGGGAGCCAAAAGAGUAAGCUAGAAAGAUCGUGUUCAUAUGGCUGCUGCAAGUGAAAGGAGCCACGUGUGAUCCUCAAUGGAGGGCAGCAGGGCGGUAUUGCUCGGAUAAGAGAUUUAGUUUUAGUUCUAGUUCUGUUUUAGUUCUGUAACCUCUCCCAUAGGAUUUCAGAUCACUUUACUGAACACGAAUCAAGUUUGUUUGCACUAAGUAAUUGCUGUGGGCAGUUUCUUAUUCCAUAUAAAUUUAAUCUCCCCCAAAUACCAAAUUAGAUUUGGAACAGGAAGCAAAUCAUCUUUGUGUCUGUUGUGUCAUACUGAGAAAGGAGGAAUACUCAGAGUUAUUAGCAUAGUUAGACCUACAAAGCUAGAUAAGCUGAUCAGGUGCUAAAUACGACAACAAAGUUAGGAUAUCUUUGUGAAAGGUGGUGGGGGGACACUAAACAGGAACAGUGGCCUUUUUCCAUAGUCGCCUUCGUCUGCAGGAGAAAGACCUUUGAGAUGGAUGAGGGAGGUAGAGCACAUUUCUGACAUUCUGAGAGACACCUUAGACAAUGGCACCAGAAGUUCUUGACACAAGAAAAUAAGAGGGUUUGGUUUCAUGGGAGUGGUGGAGUUUAUUGACUGACAGCAGGGCAGUACUUGCAGUGUCCCUUGGCAGUGUGUUAUUCAGACAUGGGGGUAUAUCCAAAGUUUUGAUGUGAAAAUCAAGAGGCAUUUAGACUUCCAAGUCGUCUUUUGCUUAUACAAUUCUUACCGCCAACACAGGGUCCAAGUCAUCUCCAGUUAUAGAUACUGUGAUGAGUAUUUCUUUAAUGUGUGAAGCUGGUCAGUCAAUAUAAUAACUAAUAGAGGACAAAAACACCGUUAUGCCUUACUAGUACUUUCCAGUUGUAUUUUCGAGACCAAUGUUAGAGGUUCCAAGCAGUGUGUGCCUGCUGCCUUCAUAAGAGUCUCAAAAUCUAAUGAAGAGUUAGUUAGCACUAAUUACUUCCCAGGCUGAUUGCCUUGGAGCACUGAAUUUCUCUUUUGCGAGGUACUAUGCAAUACACAGAGAUCAUUAGAUUCAUACAUAGUCUCUAUGUAUGUGUGUGUGUGUGUAUAUACUUUUUUGUGACAUGAGAAUGUUUAAAAUACUUUGUCAAAACAUACAGAACAUCUGAGCUCUUUUCUUAUAUAUAGGCAAAGCUUUUAUAUUUUUAAAUCAUUAAAGAAACGA